Cryptotermes secundus is the source of this 1682-nucleotide messenger RNA. RefSeq names its product putative sodium-coupled neutral amino acid transporter 7. NCBI's taxonomy places the organism in Eukaryota, Metazoa, Arthropoda, Insecta, Blattodea, Kalotermitidae. Gene Ontology annotation, biological process: amino acid transmembrane transport. The coding region runs from base 294 to 1667 and encodes 457 amino acids. The transcript has 8 exons. Gene Ontology annotation, molecular function: amino acid transmembrane transporter activity. The record is from RefSeq and is a predicted model, not a curated record.
UUCCAUCUUCUUGCCAUGAAUGAAUCAAUGUUAUUCUUCAGCUGUUUAACGAAACGAAUUGCAAAAUGUCAAUUAGAAAAUAGAGCAACGAACUGGGAAAAAAUAACAUGAUCGCCGAUAUUCGCUUUUAUAGUGAAAGACCAAGCUUCGAAAAUAAUCAUUAAACCUGCUAGCAAGUUGGAUGCUUUUUAUUCAUGAGUGUACUUGGAAAUGAUUGUUGCUGUGUAAAAAACAUCGAAUUCCAGUGCCAUAUAAGAGGGAUAUUAUUUAAGUUGUAAGAGUACGUGUACAAUAUGCAUAGAUUUCUGGAUGAUGACGACUCCGUAAUUAACAGCGGAAAUGACCUAUGGUUGACGACUGUAGCAGGCAGCAGUGUUGAAGAUGAACACCAUCAGCAACGGACAGGAACUGGCUCCAGUCGACUGUCAGCAAUAUUUCUUAUCAUCAAUGCUGCUCUUGGUGCUGGGCUCCUCAAUUUUCCCCAGGCAUUUGAUCAAGCAGGAGGAAUUGUGACAGCCAUCACUGUCCAAGUGAUCCUGCUGGCAUGGAUAAUGUGCGCAUUGCUGAUCUUAGCCCACUGCUCAGACCAGACCAGUGCUCGAACAUUACAGGAUGUCCUGGAAGGAGUUUAUGGUCGACCAGGACUCAUCGCCUGCUCAUCAGCUGUUGCGCUGUAUUGUUUUGGCACUUGUGUCACAUUCCUUAUCAUCAUUGGAGAUCAGUUUGACAGAGUUCUGUCAUCACUGCAUGGUUUGGAUUUUUGCCACUAUUGGUACAUGAACCGCUACUUCACAAUUGCAUUGAGUUCUUCGGUAUUCAUACUUCCUUUUUGUUACUCCAAAAGGAUUGACUUUCUCAAAUAUGUUAGCUCGGUGGGUGUUGUCGCAGUGGUGUAUGUAGUAAUCCUCAUUGUCUGUCAAAAGUACAUGGGGAACUUCAUGCCAGGCCCUGUUAAGACUGGCCCUUCUCAUUGGACAGAUGUGUUUCUGGUUGUCCCUGUAAUCUGUUUUGGUUACCAGUGUCAUGUGAGCGUGAUACCAAUCUACGCAUGUUUGCGUGAACGAAACCUCAACAACUUCACACUGUGUGCAUCGGUCGCCAUUGGUGUAUGUGUCGCGGCAUACACUCUAGCUGGAGUGUAUGGGUAUCUCACGUUUGGAGCCUACGUGACAAGUGAUAUACUCGAAUCGUACUCUGGUUCCGACAUGCUAGUACUUAUUGGGAUCUUAGCGAUAGCAAUCAAAACCUACACAACAUAUCCAAUUUUGCUGUUCUGUGGCAGGGAAGCUGUAAGCAACCUGUGGGCCAACUUGUUACAUAAUAGUGAGAGUGAUGUAGCAGUGAUGGAGCGAAGGCGACGCGUCACCAUAGCAACCAUCUGGUACAUUCUUACACUUGUCCUGGCAGUACUGAGCCCAGACAUAGGUUCUGUGAUUGAUAUACUGGGAAGUCUGGCUGCUGUUUUCAUAUUUGUAUUUCCAGGUCUGUGUCUGAUGCAGUCCACUCUACAUAAGGAUCCUCAUAUUAUCCUCAACAAGGAUAGGUUUGCAGUCCUUGCAGCCGUCCUCUUCAUUCUGCUUGGAACAUUUAUUUUUGGUGUCGUGUUUGUCCAGGCUGCCAUGCGCCUCUAUAACAAUCCUCCAGUGAAUGUAAGGCUUUGUAAUUGAUAUUAUGGUGGCUGG